AUGUCUUCCCAGAACUCUAUCGUGUUGCUAAAACGGUACUUGGCUCUCAAAGAAGCUUCUCCAUUUGCUUUGAUAGUUGACUCCCUUGCACAAUCUGCCCAUUUUUUAAUCCAAGAGUUUAUACACAAGUCUGAAGCUCCAGUCAUACUACUCUCAUUCGAAACUGCCACUAAACCACCAUGGGCUUCACAUUUUAUUGAUUGCUCACAAGCUACAUUGUCUGUGAUUGCUGAUUUUGUCUCAACGAAGUCGUCAAGGUCUAAGAAAGUACUUGUCAUUGUCGACUCCCUCAACUAUUUACAUGCUGACAAGUUAACUGACUUCGUCUCUGGCAUCAUGCUGGCAUCUAACCUUGUUCUAGCAGUUUACCAUUCGGACUGCCCACAGUCACAAGCUCAAAAUUAUCCUUCGCCAUCAUCGUUGCUUAGCUACAUCGCGCUGGCUACCUUUCAGGUUGAGCCGGUGGCUAUAAGAGACGAAGAAGAGUUUGAUAAGUCUCUUACUCGUCUUAAUUUACCUAUAAACUCCGGGCUCAAUCUGUCUGUCUUUAAGUUAAACUUCUCGAGCAAAAGAAAAUCUGGAAAAUCGAUUCUGUAUCAGUUUAUUGUCAAUCUGGACACUCAUGUGUACGAGGUUUGCAAGCAAGAAGUCCAACUGCAGAUUUCCGAUGAUGAUGAUGUUCUCAGGGAUCUCACCACCUUCAACUUGAACACGAGUGAUAAGCAGAAGCUAGCAAAAGAGCAAGUAGAGCUUCCUUUCAUGGAAGCACAGGCGGAACUAGGGAAAAUGGGAGGAGCUAUUGUCUACCAAUUUGAGAAGGAUGAUGACUACGAUGAAGAAGAUCCUUACGAAGACCCAUUCUAG
Messenger RNA from Candidozyma haemuli, 864 nucleotides. RefSeq names its product Elongator subunit. Gene Ontology annotation, biological process: tRNA wobble uridine modification. The transcript has a single exon. The record is from RefSeq and is a predicted model, not a curated record. The coding region runs from base 1 to 864 and encodes 287 amino acids. Gene Ontology annotation, cellular component: cytosol; nucleus; elongator holoenzyme complex. Gene Ontology annotation, molecular function: tRNA binding. NCBI's taxonomy places the organism in Eukaryota, Fungi, Ascomycota, Pichiomycetes, Serinales, Metschnikowiaceae.